This is a messenger RNA of Cololabis saira (Pacific saury), 6074 nucleotides long. RefSeq names its product RB1-inducible coiled-coil 1 (gene rb1cc1). The transcript has 24 exons. The record is from RefSeq and is a predicted model, not a curated record. Gene Ontology annotation, molecular function: protein kinase binding; molecular adaptor activity. NCBI's taxonomy places the organism in Eukaryota, Metazoa, Chordata, Actinopteri, Beloniformes, Belonidae. Gene Ontology annotation, cellular component: extrinsic component of membrane; Atg1/ULK1 kinase complex; phagophore assembly site membrane. Bases 338 to 5236 code for a protein of 1632 amino acids. Gene Ontology annotation, biological process: autophagy of mitochondrion; glycophagy; positive regulation of protein phosphorylation.
GCAGCAGCAGCAACAACAACACAGCCAGGGCUGCAGGCUGGCUGCUACACUCAGCUCCUCCAGAUAAACACCCGCUGUCACAGUCCCAGCAUGGCCUAAUCACAGCUGAAGCAUGCCCAGGUUAGAAACCAACAGAAACAUGCUUAAUUCGGACCAGUAGCCAUGGUUGUCGGGUGUUGUCCACUAGUUUAGUCCGGCUAACCUUAGCUCGGCGGCUCGCUACCAGCUCCGCGGCUAGCUCGCUAACGAGAACAGGGAGAUGCGAGCGAAACCAGGGUGGUGUUGCGUGAUUAAAUGAACAAGAUAAGCAAGUUCGAAGAAGUCUGUGGGAUUCAUCAUGAAGUUGUAUGUGUUCCAGGUCAACAAUGGCAGCACAUUGACAUUUGACACUGACCUUGCUGUGCAAACUGUACUGGAGCUUAAACAUGCCAUCCAAGCCAAAUAUAAGAUUGCAAUUCAGCAUCAAGUCCUUGUUGUCAAUGGAGGAGAAUGUAUGGCUGCAGACAGACGUGUCUGCAGCUACAGUGCUGGCACUGAAACCAACCCCAUAUUUCUGUUCAACAAAGAGAUGAUUUUGUCUGACCGGGAUCCAACGAUUCCCAAAACCACUUUUUCAAUUGAAAGUGAGAUUCAGGUCAAAGUGGAGGAAUCACUUCUGAUGCCAGCUGUCUUUCACACUGUUGCCUCGCGAACACAACUUGCUCUGGAAAUGUUUGAAGUUGCCAACAAACUUUGCUCCUUCUGUGAACGUUUGGUUCACGAUGAACAUCUCCAACAUCAAGGCUGGGCGGCUAUCAUGGCCAAUCUGGACGACUGCACUCUGUCUUAUCAGAAGUUGCUUGUGAAAUUCAACGCAGCAUACACAAAUUAUCAACAGGACUUGGAGGAAAUUAAGGUUAAACUUUCAAAGUUAGGAACAGCAGUCGCUGUGAUGGCAAGGAUACCUCUGUUGGAGUGUUUGACAAGACACAGUUACAGAGAAAGCAUAGAAAAGUCCAGUUCAACCCCAGACAAGGAUUCAGAAGAGACGGAAGGAGAAAAAUCCACCGACUCUGUGCUCUGCAAUACUCAAGCACAGAUCCCCUCUAAGUCAUCAGCUUCCUUGUCUGCGUCAGGGAAAGCCUCAUCUGAGCAAGAUGGAGACCAGGAAACAAAUGAAAUGACGGACAGUGGUGGGCUGAGAGCUGCAUUAUUAGAUGACAACACUCCAGAGGCCACCAACCCAUCCUCAUUCAAUGUUACACUAUUAGAUUGGAUCAACGUCCAAGACAGACCCCAUGAUGUAGAAUCGGUUGUGAGGAAAUGCUUCGACUCCAUCAAUAGGCUUGAUCCAAGGAUCAUUCAGCCCUUCCUAACAGAUUGCCGUGACACAAUUGCAAAGCUUGAUAAUCAAAACAUGAAAGCCAUCAAAGGACUUGAAGACAGGUUGUAUGCUCUAGACCAAAUGAUUGCGAGCUGUAAGAAGUUAGUGAAUGAGCAGAAAGAGCUUGCUCAGGGAUUUCUGGCCAAUCAGAAGCGGGCUGAAAACCUGAAGGAUACAUCUGUCCUGCCUGACUUGUGUCUGAGUCACACCAACCAGCUGAUGAUCAUGCUGAACAACCACAGGAAGCUGUUGGACAUUAAAAAGAAGUGCACCACUGCCAAACAAGAACUGGCAAAUAACCUUCAAGUCAGACUCAAAUGGUGCUGCUAUGUAAUGCUUCAUGCGGAUCAAGAUGCAGAGAAGCUUCAGGCUCUUCUCAGACUUCUGACAGAGCUGCUAGAAAGAGUGAGGGUUGUUGAGGCCCUCAGCACCGUUCCCCAGAUGUACUGCCUAGCAGUGGUGGAAGUUGUCAGGAGAAAAAUGUUUAUGCGCCAUUACAGAGAGUGGGCCAAUGCACUCGUGAAGGAUGGGAAACGACUUUAUGAGGCGGAGAAGUUCAAACGGGAAUCCUUUGGGAAACUCUUUAGAAAGUCUUUCCUCCGAAAUCGGUUGUUUCGAGGACUUGAUUCAUGGCCUCCAACAUCCUUUUGUACACGAAAGCCCAGAAAGUUUGAUGAUGAACUCCCAGACAUCUCAGUUGAUGACCUGCAGUACUUGAAAUCUUGUUGUCCUGUUGAGGUGCAGCCUUUCCUCCUGCCUGGCGGGGGGUCUCGUUGGCCUAUACAAUGGAUUCCCACCAUGUGUGACUUUGAGCCCCUAAAUCGCCAUGUAGAGACGCUUCAUCAGCUGGUCCAGGCUGCGCAGAGUGUUGAUGAAAUGUCUCAGACCAUUACAGACCUACUAUCUGAACAAAGGGCCUGUUGUAGUCAGAGAUCAGCGGCAUCGACACCACGCUCUGGAAGCAUGCCUGGAACCACAACACCGCUGUCCUCCAGGACACCCCUCUCCCUGAGCCUCCAGGGAGCCAGCUGCCAGGCUCUGCAUGUACAUGUCCCUGCUCCUUUAGAGGAUUUGUCUCCAGACAGCAUUGAUGCACAGACAUUUGACUUUGAAACCAUUGGCCAUCCAAACAUGGAUCCAGUCCUGCAACAGGUAUCCCUUGACUUGGAUUCUCUAGCAGAGAGCCCUGAAUCAGACUUCAUGUCGGCAGUCAAUGAAUUUGUGAUUGAAGAAAACUUGAUCUCUCCUAAUCCCAUCAGUGACCCAAUUAGCCCGGAAAUGAUGGUUGAGUCACUGUACUCCUCAGUCAUUAAUGCUAUUGACAGCAAGCGAAUGCAGGAUACCACAAUACUAGAGAAAGAAAAUUCAAGGAUCAUUGCGCUAAAAGAAGCUAUUGAGAAGUACCAGUCCGCUGCAGAGGAGUCUCAUUCCAAUUUAAGGAGUGUAAAGGAUGAUCUUCAUCACUUAAGAGGUCUAGUAUUGAAAGAACUACAGGAAUUUGGCUCGUCUUUGUGUAAUAUGACCACAGAAGUGCACAGUACUGUGGAUGACAUCAGGCAGACUCGUGAAAUGGAACUAAAGGAGCAGCAUCAAGGUGAACUUAUAACUGUUCGCCAAGAGCUCGAGAAACAAGUUCACACACUAACAGAGGAAAACCAAGUAAACCAGAAUAUUGUUAGAGAUGUCCAGCGUGCAAUGCUAGAGUUGGAAGGACUCAUGGAGCGCAAAGAGAAAGAACUUACUCAACUUGAGCAUGAAAGAGAGCGAUGGGUUGAAAAAGAGAGUUGUCAGAAUGAAAAGAUCAAAGACUUUGAGCAAGUUAUCAGUAAUCAAGCUGAAGAGGUCGAGACGCUCACAAGUACAAGGGACUCUUUGACAAACCAGCUUGAAAACCUGCACUUUGAGAUUGAACGCAGUCAGCAGAAAAUCCGACAGGAGUUGGAAGCUGUCGGGCAGUGCCACUUAAGGGAAUUGGAGAUCAGAAUGAAGCAGGAACACGAGAUGGAAGUGGAGACCCUGAUUAAGGAUAAACAGGAAGCUCUGGAACAUCUUGCUGCUGAAAACAGUUCAAAGUUAACUGAGGCAGAAAAUCAUCAUGUCGCUGCUAUCAGAGGGAAGGACAUUCAAAUCCAGGACUUUGAAGCUCGGCUAACUGAGCUUGCAGAACUCCGCUGCAAACUGGAGGUGGAGAUGGCUCUCAAAGAGUCAGAGAUGGAAGAGGUAAGGGUCUUGUUCGAAGAGGCCAAGAUGCAGCAAGCAGAGGCUGUGAGAACCCAAGUAGAUGCUGAGACCAAAGUUCUUGGAGAAGAGUUGGCAGACCUCAAAAAACAACUUCGGAUAAAGAAUGAGGAGUAUGAAGUGGACCUAGCAGAAUUGAGAACUCUUAUGAGGAUUGAGAAGGACCACUGCAUCUCAGAGCUCGUGGACAGGCACGAGGAGGAGACUAUUCUGCUGCAGAGCAAGCUGUCUGCCCUGCAGAAAGAACUCCAAGAUGCUAAAACAAGCUAUGCUGAGCAGCAGGAGAAACUUCAAGAGGAGUUGCAUCAGCAAGUGACUUCUCUCAGUGAAGAAAAAGAAAAUCAAUUCAGGAGUUUCCAAGAACAGGAACAGAAUUUGAGGACUACUAUUAACACUUUACAGUCAGAAAAAGACCAGCUCCUGAAAAACCUAGAUCAGGAAAGACUUGUAACUCAGAAAGAUUUAGGGAAAGAAGAGGCCUCAAAUAUUGUACCACCAGAUGCCUUUAAAGAGUUAGAGCAACAAAAAGAAGAGCUUAAGAAGAGACUUUUAGACAGAAUUGGACAACUAGAGAGUGAGCUUCAUGAGAAACAAUCAUCAAAGAGUGAUGAAGGGUUAUCACUGCGUGUUGAAGGUCAUGCAGAUGCUGGACCACCUAAGUCUUUAGAUUCAGCAUUACAAGAGCGCUUGCAGCAGCAGAGGGCCUCCCUGCAGAUUCAGUUGGAACUUAUGGAGAAGAAGAAGAAUGAAGAGAUACAAAACCUUAAGACAUCACUAAUUGCAGAGCAACAGACAAAUUUCAACACCGUUCUAACCCGAGAGAAGCUGAAGAAGGAGCAGAUCAUCAAUGAGCUCACAGAAAAGUUGCGGAAAGUAACUCAACAGCAGGAUAAGGACAAAGCUCUGAUCGAGACGCUGUCUGAAGACCGGGCUAGUAUGAUGCAGGAAAAAAAACACUUGGAAGAAGAGCUUAAUCGUCUGCGCAGUACUACAAUGGUCUCCUCUGCCUUCUUUACCUCAAACCCGUCACCACAAGAGGUCACAGAAACUGGAGCGGCAGCAGCAGGAGCUGCUGGAGCAGCAGCUCGCGCUCUUCCUGUUGCCGAGACCCUGGCUGACACUGACAGACUCGCCUCAGUGGCAGCGCUGCAAGACGAUGAACAAGUCGACUCAGCAGUGGAGGCCAGCAUGGUGACCGUCCAUGACAAUAUGAUGUCAGAGGAGAAACAACGGAUAAUGCUACUUGAGAGGACUUUACACAUGAAGGAAGAAGAAAACAAGCGCCUCAGUCAACGACUGAUGUCUCAAAGCAUGUCAUCUGUGUCGUCACGGCAUUCUGACAAAAUCGCCAUCAGAGAUUUUCAGGUAGGCGAUUUGGUUCUCAUCAUACUGGAUGAAAGGCAUGACAACUAUGUGCUGUUCACAGUCGGGCCCACCCUCUAUUUUCUCCACUCGGAGUCUCUCACUGCACUGGACCUCAAACCAGCAUCAGGGACGUCCAGACGGCCAUGGGUACUUGGAAAAGUAAUGGAAAAGGAAUAUUGCCAGGCAAAAAAGGCCCAGAACAGGUUUAAGGUUCCUUUGGGAACCAAGUUCUACAGAGUGAAAGCUGUUCCAUGGAACAGAAAAGUAUAAUAGCCAAGUAAUGCGCUAAAAUGUAUAUUUAUUUUGUUUAAUUUUUGAACAGAAUAUUCACAGCAUAAUUCAUAACUCUGAAAUUGAAAGACCUUCCAAAUAGAAACAUUUAUAACUGACAUACUACUUUGUGUUUCAGUUCAAAAUCUCACCUGGUAUCAUGCUUUUUGUUUUUUUGUUUUUUUUUUUAACCCAGAUUUGUUAUUGUGGACCAAAUGCUAUUAACCUUAUUACCAGGGCAUAGCCCUAUACACUGUGGCAUUAUGCCCUUUGACCUGUUUGUGAAACUGAACAAAAUUUGGAUGUUAAAUAUUAGUUCUCAUUAUCAGCACUUGUCCUUUUGUGGAAAAUAAUGUCAACGUCAUUAUCAACAUAAUUGAAUAAAAAUAUACAUUUAUAAUAAAUGUUUAUGAAGGAAUGUUCAUGGCAUGCAUAUUGAAAUAUUUUCUUUGAUUUACUUACCAGAUAAAUGUUGUAGUUGGAAAUGUAGUUAAUGCAGUUUGUUACUCACAAAGCAGUAUGGGCCUCUGUCAAUACUGAUAUGUACAUUAUGAUUGACUGAAGGAAACAGUCGUCUCUGCAAUCCUUGAAAUGCACUUUGAAAAACGAUGCUUUUGUUGAUUUGAAAAGGGAAGUUAAUUGAGCUGUAAGAACUACGUAAAUAUAUCAGCACAGACUUCUCACUAAUAGAAUAUUGAUAUGUAGAAAAGAAUACAUUGUGACUGUGUUUCAUUAUCGGGAGACAUUGUAUAUUACUCAUUAAAUCAAAUGUAACAAUAAAGGACUGUAAUGUAAAAGAUAGAGUUUUGAAACAAUAAAGGAUUGAUCCCAAAUGCAA